GGAUAGCAAAACACAGGGAUCAAAACAAAGAGAAGACAUGGACAACAUAACUGCAAGCGAGCUGGCCGGUUUUGGAGUUGGAACUCUGCUUCUCUGCGCCACCAUUGCUGCUCCUAAGAUCGAUGCUUUCAUCUCUGGCUCUCAGCGCAUUUCAUUGGGAAUGUGCAAGAGAUGUGGUAAUGUGAGGAAGAUAGCAUGCUCAACAUGUAGAGGAACUGGAUUAGUGAAGGAAGGUGGAAUAGCUGGUUUCAAUUUAAUUGAUGACUUGUAUCAAUCGCUAGGGGGUGAUGAAUCCAGAGUGGGAUCCAUUGCUUGCAUCAAAUGCCAAGCUAAAGAUUAAUACUGAGAGUGUUGCUUGUGUUAAAUUGGAUAGAUCGCUAAUCCUGUUGAGAGACUUUACUAUCCUUAUACUGCAAAUCCAGUGGUAUCAGUCAACAUUAUCUGCUCCUUAACAAGUUGAAUCUCAUUAUCGAGGUUGUAUUGCCUCCCUUGUAUCCUUUCUCCCUUUUGUGGAGUAUUUGCGGUUGAAAUCAGAUAUAAAGGAAUUUUCUCCCUCAAGUACCUGGUGAUCAGAAUAAGCAACAAGGGGGAGCAUAUGUAGAAUUCAUCCAAGGAUUUUCAUAUGUGAUCAGUGGUUCA
This is a messenger RNA of Fragaria vesca subsp. vesca, 639 nucleotides long. RefSeq lists its product as uncharacterized. Lineage: Eukaryota; Viridiplantae; Streptophyta; Magnoliopsida; Rosales; Rosaceae. The record is from RefSeq and is a predicted model, not a curated record. The transcript has 3 exons. The coding region runs from base 38 to 340 and encodes 100 amino acids.